CGCUAGCCCCUGUAGGUAGUGAUGAGGCUGACAGCUCCAUGGCGGAGCGAUUUGCGUCGCCACAAAGACAUGAGACGUUAGCUCGGAAGAUCCCAUUACAGGGUUCGCACGUUUUAAAAUGGUCGAAACAAAAGCGUGAGAAAGCGAUAGGCCCGCUACUAAAACAAUAUCGUCACAUUUCUUAACACUAAAACCCGAAUAACAGUAGUAACGUUAAGUGGAUUCAUUUGCUUACUCGCGUGGGAUAAUGGAGAAGAAAAGGUGGGAUUGCAGUGCUCUCCCCAAAGGCUGGAAAAUGGAAGAAGUGACGAGAAAGUCGGGUUUGUCAGCUGGGAAAAGCGAUGUCUAUUAUUUUAGUCCAUCUGGGAAGAAGUUUCGGAGCAAGCCUCAGCUGGCCCGUUACCUCGGUAACCAGAUGGACCUCAGCUCCUUCGAUUUUCGCACAGGGAAGAUGCUGAUGAGCAAGCUGAACAAGAAUCGUCAGAGGCUGCGGUAUGACAACAAUAACCAAAAUAAGGGCAAACCUGAUCUAAACACAUCACUCCCAGUCAGGCAAACGGCCUCCAUUUUUAAGCAGCCGGUUACCAAGGUUACCAACCAUCCCAACAACAAAGUGAAGACAGACCCUCAGAAAGCCGUUGAUCAACCCCGACAGCUAUUUUGGGAGAAGAAACUUAGUGGCCUAAAUGCUUAUGACAUCGCAGAGGAGCUGGUUAAAACAAUGGAGCUGCCUAAAGGACUCCAAGGCGUCGGUCCAGGCUGCACAGACAAAACUCUCCUGUCGGCAAUCGCAAGCGCUCUCCACACCAGCGCUGCCCCGAUCACCGGGCAGCUUUCUGCUGCUGUAGAGAAGAACCCAGGGGUCUGGCUCAACACUGCGCAGCCGCUGUGCAAGGCCUUCAUCGUUACAGAUGAGGACAUCAGGAAACAGGAGGAGCUGGUGUACAGUGUGAGGAAAAGGCUGGAGGAGGCACUCAUGGCCGACAUGCUGGCCCACGUGGAGGAGGCUGCCAACGAUGGGGAGCCACUGAAGGAGGAGGGAGCUGGCAGUGAAGACAUGGAGAGCGUAUAGCACAGGAUUUUUCAAAGUCCAAAUGAACGUAUUCAAUGCCUCUAUCAAAAACCAUAAACAGCUCGGCCCUAAAGGACCCCCCUCUUGCAGUUCAGCCACCUGCAGCUGUUUUGUCAUGAACCCCGCUCUAUGGGACUGUUUGGCUGUAUUUAUGAGCCCAAUGGCUUUUAAAUGGGAGACUUUAAAAAAGAAAACCCAAUGAAUGACAUAUAUAAAUAAUAUUUACAUCAUGUCCAAUUCAGUGUUUAGUCAUAAAUGUAUUUUUUACCAAAAGUUUUUGUUUGUUUUGUUUUUUGACAAUCAUGUUCAAAUGUUUAUCAUGUCAUCUGAAAGCUGUUUGGUUUUGGGCAGAUUGGGAGUAAAUGUUUUGUACUUUUGACGCAUGUGUGGAAGAUUAGUCCGAAUGUUGAUUUUACAGAGUGUAUUCAGAGUGUGUGUGUUUGUGUGUGCGCGCGUGCAUGCAUGCUUUAAGGAUGUAUGUACUAUUAAAUCUGAAUUGGGCUCAGUAUUGACAUAAAAUCAUGUCAUUUUAAAGACUUUUCACUGAGUAUAUAUAUUUUUUGCUUAAAACUUGUGCAGCAGAAAACACAUUUAGUGACUUGACCUGGUAUUACUGGUACUAUUUUUAUUUUUCAUUUUUGUAUGCGUCAGUGUUACACACACGCUGCCUCCUUUAAAUCCACAUACAAAACAAGUGAUGGUAAAUUAGUGUUUUCCUUUGUUUUUUAUUUAAAGAAUAAUACUUUGUUUAUCCUUGUUGGAUACAUUUAGUUGAAAUCAUAAAAUGCCC
Nematolebias whitei (Rio pearlfish) is the source of this 1862-nucleotide messenger RNA. It is a transcript of the gene mbd3b, whose product is annotated as methyl-CpG binding domain protein 3b. The coding region runs from base 248 to 1072 and encodes 274 amino acids. The transcript has 7 exons. The record is from RefSeq and is a predicted model, not a curated record. Gene Ontology annotation, molecular function: DNA binding. NCBI's taxonomy places the organism in Eukaryota, Metazoa, Chordata, Actinopteri, Cyprinodontiformes, Rivulidae.